UAAUGUAUAUGCACAAAUAUAAUAUUGUAUAGCUUCCUAUUACAAAUAAGAACUUAAAAGAUUUGUAUGGGGUGUACUUAUAUGCUGAGCACUGUAUCUUAUCCAAGUCAAAACAGAUUGAAUGUGUUUAUGAGGGUUAAAGCCAGAUUUGCAGCACACAAUGGCACUCUAGCUUUAAUAAGGUUUUGCAUAAUAAACUUACUGUACCUCGAACAGCAGACAACUGGACACAAAGCUGCCCACAGUUCACAAAGGAAAAAAGAAGCGGAGUCAAGGAGCUGUAUACGGUACAGAUGUGGCCUGACCAACACCAUACAGGACGUUCUAAACCACAGACCAGGCUGGGUGGAAGUGAAAGAUGAUGCCGAUUGGGACUUCAACUGGUGUGAUGUUGGAUGGCUGAGAGAGAACUUUGAUCACUCAUACAUGGAAGAACAUGUACGGAUAUGUCACUUCCGCAACCACUACGAGUUGACCCGUAAGAACCUGAUGGUGAAGAACUUGAAGAGGUAUAGAAAAACAUUAGAGCGGGAGGUUGGGCGUUUGGAGGCAGCCAAAUGUGACUUUUUUCCACGUACGUUCGAGUUGCCUAGUGAGUAUCACAUCUUUGUGGAGGAGUUUAAAAGAAGCCCGGGGAACACCUGGAUCAUGAAGCCUGUGGCUCGAUCACAAGGGAAAGGAAUUUUUCUGUUUCGAAAACUCAAGGAUAUCAUAGAUUGGAGAAAGGAUGGGAGCCGCUCUGAAGAACAGAAAGAUGAGGCUCAAGUUGAGAGCUAUGUCGCUCAACGUUACAUUGAGAAUCCCUACCUUAUAGCUGGGAGAAAAUUUGAUUUGAGAGUCUAUGUUCUGGUAACGUCGUAUAUUCCACUGAAGUCCUGGCUGUAUCGUGAUGGUUUUGCCCGAUUUUCCAACACCAGGUUCUCUCUCAGCAGCAUAGAUGAUCAAUAUGUUCAUCUCACCAAUGUUGCAGUGCAAAAGACAGCUCCUGAUUAUGAUCCUGAGAAGGGCUGUAAGUGGCAGAUGCAACAGCUACGGUGGUAUCUGACUGCUAAGCAUGGUUUCGAGACAGUGCAGACUCUGUUUAAAGAAAUUGACAACGUAUUUAUUCGCAGCCUGCUUAGUGUGCAGAAGACCAUCAUCAAUGACAAACACUGCUUUGAGCUGUACGGAUAUGACAUACUGCUGGACCAGGACUUAAAGCCGUGGCUAAUUGAAGUGAACGCUUCGCCCUCCCUCACAGCCAGCAGUCAGGAGGACUAUGACCUAAAAUACAGACUUCUGGAGGACACCUUGCACAUUGUUGACAUGGAGGGCCGCCUGACGGGCAAGGAGAAGAGGAUUGGCGGAUUUGACCUAAUGUGGAACGACGGUCCUGUCUACACGGAUGUCGGUCUAGAGGCUCUCGGCAGCUCUUGCCUCGUGGCAAACACACACCUCGGCUGUGUGAAUGAUCGAGAAAAGCAGCUUCAACAGCUUCUAAAGCCUUUCCCAGGACAGAAGAAAACAUGACAACAUUCAAACUGCAUCAAAUCAGUGUGAAAAACUAUGCUUGACAUUCCCAUUACAUCCCACAAUUGUUGUAUCAUGCACCUCAGGAGUCAGAGGAGCGUACAUAUUUAAAUACCCAGAAGAUAUCAUUCACAAACCGAAAAUUGCAUUGUUUUUGGUUGAUGAGAAUUUUUGAAUAUUUAAUUACUAGUACAUAAAUAAAUACUGUAGACGGGGGCUCUGAUGAUGUAAUGAAAACUGUUUAUUAGUUUAGAUCUCAUAAAAAUAGCUGCGUUCAAAACUCUCAGCAAAAUAAAAGCACAAUCAGACGAU
Molecule: messenger RNA, 1821 nt
Organism: Danio aesculapii
Lineage: Eukaryota; Metazoa; Chordata; Actinopteri; Cypriniformes; Danionidae
Gene: ttll9
Product: tubulin tyrosine ligase-like family, member 9
Exons: 13
Coding region: 67-1509 (480 amino acids)
Biological process (GO): protein polyglutamylation; microtubule cytoskeleton organization
Cellular component (GO): cilium
Molecular function (GO): tubulin binding; tubulin-glutamic acid ligase activity
Source: RefSeq, a predicted model, not a curated record